Clupea harengus (Atlantic herring) is the source of this 2259-nucleotide messenger RNA. RefSeq names its product S-phase kinase-associated protein 2, E3 ubiquitin protein ligase (gene skp2). The record is from RefSeq and is a predicted model, not a curated record. Gene Ontology annotation, biological process: regulation of cell cycle; G2/M transition of mitotic cell cycle; SCF-dependent proteasomal ubiquitin-dependent protein catabolic process. Gene Ontology annotation, cellular component: SCF ubiquitin ligase complex; cytosol; nucleus. Gene Ontology annotation, molecular function: protein binding. NCBI's taxonomy places the organism in Eukaryota, Metazoa, Chordata, Actinopteri, Clupeiformes, Clupeidae.
CUUCCCAGGGGGGCAGUAGUCUCUGGACUGUUGUUUACAUGCGCAGCUCUAACACUAGCCCGCCCAACCGUAGAAGAAGAAAGAAAGCGGAAGUGUGCGGGAGGUUUAAAUCGUCCCGCUUGAGAGGUGAAAGGUUUAUGCCGCUGCUGUUACGUGCGUGAAGUUUGAGGAUCUUCAAACGUCUUAAAAUGUCGCUGGAAAGGCCCCUUCAGGAGCUCCCUCUCUUGACCGAAGAUCUCGAGGUCUCCCUGCUUGCCUCACAGAAAAGUAAACGGCAGAAACGACUCCACGUUGCAUGUCUCGAUGCCGAAAACACUCCACAGGAACUAAUUCAGAACUGGUCGCCACCUCAUAAACACCCACGGGUUACAGACAAGGGUAAAGAAAACGUGUUCGUUUUGGCAAGGCGGCCCAGAAGGCGGAAAGACUCUAUAGGUGCAUGCUGGGACCUUCUUCCUGAUGAGCUGCUGCUGAGGAUCCUUUCCUGCCUCUCCCUGCGUGAUCUGCUUCGGACCUCCCGGAUCUGCAAACGUUGGCACCAGCUCGCGUUUGAUGAGUCUCUCUGGCAGAGUGUGGAUCUGGAGGGAAAGGUUCGACUUGGCUCUGCUCUUGGCCAGGUGCUGUCUGCCGGUACUCUGACACUACGAUGCCCACACACUUCUAUUGGAGAGCCAUGCUUUACCCAUAAAGAACAGCUGCGGGUUCAGCAUAUGGACCUCUCUGGCUGCACCGUCUCCCCUGAGGUCAUUAAUGACGUAAUUUCCCGCUGCACCCAGCUCCAGAACCUGAGUCUGGAAGGGCUUGUUCUUUCAGAUGGCAUUCUACAGUCUAUUGCACGAAAUCCACAGCUGGGGCGCCUCAACUUAAGUGGUUGUUCAGGAUUCUCCUCUGAAACACUGGCCAACAUGCUUCAGUCCUGCACACGGCUGACCGAGUUGAACGUGUCCUGGUGUGACUUCAGCAACGAGCACGUGAAGGCCGUGGUGAGCGACGUCACCCCCUCCAUCUCCCAACUCAACAUCAGUGGCUACCGGCAGAAUCUCACCAUGGAGGAUGUCCGGAGCCUGGUGGAGAGGUGUCCCAACAUUGUCAAUCUGGACCUCAGUGAUAGCGUUCUAGUGACGACAGACAGUUUCCCUGUCCUGCAGCAGCUGCCGUCCCUCAGACAACUAGGCCUGAGCCGCUGCUAUCAGAUCCACCCAGCAGCACUGCUUGACUUUGAGCGGUUUGAGGGGCUGCAGACGUUGGAGGUGUUUGGCCUGGUGCAAGACAACCACUUGACGGCACUGAUGAAGGAGCUGCCGAAACUGCGCAUAAACUCUCAGCGCUUCAGCAACAUAGCCAGGCCAUCUCCCUCAGGCCGAGGCGGGGGAUCCAUGUGGGGACUCACUUGCCGUCUCGUCUACAAGCUCUAGUACUUCCAGCUCAAAGGUGACGAGAGUGGGAGUUUAACAAAUGGACCAAAACCUUAGCUCGCCUAGUUAAGGUUGACGCAAGGACUUGAAAGGGAUUAAUAUGGUUUUAUCGAUGGUACCAAAAAAACUGUUUUAAUUGGGUAAAUGUCAUUCCAGAUCGUGUUUUUAGAGCGGUUUUCACUGGGCUACAGAUAGAAAACAUUUUACACCAGUUUUACAGCGAUUUAACCAUGUUAACUUUUUAACGAAAUUUUAAGUUUGUUUUAGUGGAUAUGUUCAAAAUAUCCAACGUUGUUACUUUACUGUUGUUGCCGUCAAAAAGAUGAUUUAUAUAUUUUUAGCACACAUCCCUACUGGCUUUUUUAAAACGUUAAUCUGUUCUGCCCUGAUGUGUUCGACAAUCUAAGAAAUCAGUGUCCUGGUGGAGAUGUUCCACUGCUUGUGUUCAAACUGCCUUUACUAUUUAGAACACUAGCGGUGUGUGAAAUUCCUUGCUGCUUAAAGAAAUACCCAGGGAAGCAUUCCAAAAAUUGUCCUUGAAUGAGGUGCUAUGUGUUCAAAAGAUUGUGAAAGAAAUUGCCAGUUGCAGUUGUACAGCGCACUCUUGUCAACUGUUUAACAUGUCAGCUUGUAGUAGAAUGUAAUUUUAUCAUACCUGGGUUUAUUUGAUGUAGGGAACAUGGAUCAUUUGAGAAAUGAACCUCUGAAAAGUGCAUUGUGCUGCAAUACUGCUGACAAGUUACAUGCAAAGUCGUUGUUGCCAUUAAUUUUACAAGAACUGAUUGUAUUUUGUUGACUUCAUGAAGUUCAUGUCAAUGUAAAUAAACUUUUUCUACAUAUUGUA